Myxocyprinus asiaticus (Chinese sucker) is the source of this 620-nucleotide messenger RNA. Its product is annotated as dual specificity protein phosphatase 13-like. The transcript is spliced from 3 exons. The record is from RefSeq and is a predicted model, not a curated record. Gene Ontology annotation, biological process: protein dephosphorylation; negative regulation of MAPK cascade. Gene Ontology annotation, molecular function: MAP kinase phosphatase activity; protein tyrosine/serine/threonine phosphatase activity. Gene Ontology annotation, cellular component: cytoplasm. Lineage: Eukaryota; Metazoa; Chordata; Actinopteri; Cypriniformes; Catostomidae. Bases 1 to 564 code for a protein of 187 amino acids.
AUGGAGAGUAUAGAUUACAAUCAAGAAUUGGCCAGCAACGUUUUGUGUGAAACUCCCUCAAUCGAACAGCUGGAGGAUAUAUUACAUGGGGGUCAACUGUCCUGUAACCAUGUUGAUGAAGUGUGGCCUAAUUUGUUUCUGGGGGACAUGUACAUGUCCCAUGACAGGUAUGGCCUAUGGAAACUGGGUAUCACUCAUGUUUUAAAUGCUGCACAUGGUAAAAUGUGUUGCAAAGGAAGUGAUGAUUUUUAUGGGACAACCGUGAAGUACUAUGGCGUGCCGGCCAGUGACUUGCCUACGUUUGACAUUUCACCUUUUUUCUACCCUUCAGCACACUACAUUCAUGAAGCUCUCUGUACAGCUGGAGCUAAAGUGUUUGUGCAUUGUGCUGUGGGAGUGAGCCGUUCAGCUGCUCUGGUCUUAGCUUACUUAAUGAUAUAUUGCAAUCACUCUCUGGUGGAUGCCGUCCUGAAAGUGAAAGAGAGAAGAUGGAUUUUUCCAAACCGAGGAUUUUUGAAGCAGUUGAUUACACUCAACAGUGAAUUAAACUACAAGUCAAAGUAACUUGCAUAGUAGGUCUACAUCUCACAUGGAGGCAGAGGCUUGAAAAAAUAUUAAAA